AUGCCUCCCAAGAGACCGGUUCUUGAACAUCUAAGGAUAGAUCCUCCAGAAAAAACCGUAUCGAUCACAGACACAUUGACUCUAGUUGUAAAGGGCGAUGGUGGUCUUGAAAUGCGUGUAAAAGAGAGUUGUAUUGCUUCUGGUCCAACGUUUCCCGCUCGGGCAGCGGAAAAAAAAGAUAAUACAAAGGAUGUAUCUGCGGAAGAAAUAAGAUUUGAAGAUCUACGUACCUGCCAAGAGUUGGGAAAAGGUUCUCAGGGAAGGGUUAGACUCGCUUUACAUCUUUCUAGUAAGAAAAAAUAUGCUGUGAAGUAUAUUAGGCUGGAAGAGGAUACGGAUAGCAUGCGUCAGGCUCUUGAGUCAGAACUAAGGCAAGUUAAAUCAUUGAUGCACAAAAACCUUGUAACUUCACACGAAGCGUUCUUUAGGGAUGGAAGAGUUUAUAUUGUGCUAGAAUAUAUGGACGCGGGGAGUAUUGCUGAUGUGCUCAAGCGUCACUCUAACAAUUUUAAGGAGGUAAUGUUGGCAUACGUGGCGAGGGAACUUCUUCAGGGUUUGGAGCACCUUCAUGCUUCAAAAGUAAUUCACCGUGACAUAAAACCUGUGAAUGUUCUUGUAAAUUCGAAAGGUGAGGUUAAGAUAGCGGAUUUUGGUGUUGCAAAAAGAUUUUCUGGUGGAGAUGUAGAGACAUUGUCGGCUCAAGGGUCGAUUAUAUAUAUGAGUCCUGAGCGCAUUCAAGGACAACCGUACUCCUUCAAUAGCGAUAUAUGGAGUGUGGGGAUGACGAUAGCAGAAUGUGCACUGGGAGCAUAUCCGUUUAUGCCAAUGAAACACAACCUAUAUGAUCUUAUGCAAGCCAUUGCUACGAGAAGCGCAAGGAUUGAUUGGACCACCGAUGGCCGUGAGCACUCUCCGGAGCUUAUUGAUUUCGUUGAUCAAUGUCUCCGCCCUGCCAGCGCACGACCCACAGCCACCGACUUCCUCCACCAUCCGUUCAUUCAAAAGGCAACAAAUGUAGAUCCUAUUGAGGCCGGAAGCUGGUUUGUUGCUCAUUCUUAA
Trypanosoma rangeli is the source of this 1059-nucleotide messenger RNA. Its product is annotated as putative protein kinase. Gene Ontology annotation, molecular function: ATP binding; protein serine/threonine kinase activity. Gene Ontology annotation, biological process: protein phosphorylation. The transcript has a single exon. NCBI's taxonomy places the organism in Eukaryota, Euglenozoa, Kinetoplastea, Trypanosomatida, Trypanosomatidae. Bases 1 to 1059 code for a protein of 352 amino acids. Gene Ontology annotation, cellular component: cytoplasm. The record is from RefSeq and is a predicted model, not a curated record.